AUGUGCGGGACCCUACUGGGACCCUGGCCUCUCCGGGGUUUUGGUCUCCUGUUGCAUGGUCCUUCCCACCCUGAGAAGUUCAUGAGCCAGCUCUGCUUGGCCUGUCUCCGUGAUGCACCUUCCACAGAGGAAGUCCAAGAAGAUGUCGCCGAGGAUGAGCAAGAGGAUUACGAGGAAGAGGAGAAGCCUCGGCCAAAACUCACUGCUCCUAAGAUCCCGGAAGGAGAGAAAGUCGAUUUUGAUGACAUCCAGAAGAAGCGACAGAAUAAAGACCUAAUUGAGCUUCAAGCCCUAAUCGACAGUCACUUUGAAGCCCGGAAGAAGGAGGAGGAGGAGCUGAUCGCUCUUAAGGAGAGGAUAGAGAAGCGCCGAGCCGAGAGGGCCGAUCAGCAGAGAAUCCGGGCCGAGAAGGAGCGAGAGCGGCAGAACAGACUGGCCGAGGAGAAGGCCAGGCGAGAGGAAGAAGAAGCCAAAAGGAGGGCAGAGGACGACCUAAAAAAGAAGAAAGCUCUCUCAUCCAUGGGGGCCUCCUACAGCAGCUACCUAGCAAAGGCUGACCAGAAGAGAGGCAAGAAACAGACUGCCCGCGAGAUGAAGAAGAAGGUCCUGGCCGAGCGGCGCAAGCCGCUCAACAUUGAUCACUUGGGCGACGACAAGCUGAGGGACAAGGCCAAGGAGCUGUGGGAUACGCUCUACCAGCUGGAGACUGACAAGUUUGAGUUUGGGGAGAAGCUGAAGAGGCAGAAGUAUGAGAUCAUGACUGUACGUGCCAGGGUGGAGAUGUUGGCCAAGUUCAGCAAGAAGGCUGGCGCCAAGGGCAAGGUCGGCGGGCGCUGGAAGUAA
This is a messenger RNA of Trichosurus vulpecula (common brushtail), 843 nucleotides long. RefSeq names its product troponin T3, fast skeletal type (gene TNNT3). Gene Ontology annotation, cellular component: troponin complex. The transcript is spliced from 12 exons. Gene Ontology annotation, biological process: sarcomere organization; muscle contraction; regulation of muscle contraction. Bases 1 to 843 code for a protein of 280 amino acids. Lineage: Eukaryota; Metazoa; Chordata; Mammalia; Diprotodontia; Phalangeridae. The record is from RefSeq and is a predicted model, not a curated record. Gene Ontology annotation, molecular function: tropomyosin binding; troponin I binding; troponin C binding.